AUGUUGCGCUUCCUUGGAUUCUCUUCACCAACUAUCGACGCCAAGCCAGAGCCUUCACGAAGUCUUCCAGCUUCGUGGUACAGGUCUCCAGAAUUACACCAGCUCGAGAGAAGGGCAAUUAUCUCGAGAAAGUGGAUCUUGGUGACGCAUUCGCUGAGAUUCAAGCAAGCGGGCGAGUUUGUCUCCUUCGUCUAUGCCGAUUUCCCAUUCUUCCUCGUCCAAGAUCGCGACGGCAACAUCAACGGCUUUCACAAUGUUUGCCGACACCGCGCAUACCCUGUCGUCGAAAAGCGCUCCGGUAAAGCGAGUAUUCUGAGCUGCAAGUAUCACGGUUGGUCGUACGGUUUCAAAGGCGAUCUCGCCAAAGCGCCGAGGUUCGAUACGGUAAACGGUUUCGAUAAGAGCCAAAAUGGCCUCCUUCCGAUCCAUGUUCGCGUGGAUCCCGCCGGCUUCAUCUGGGUUAACCUCCAAGCAGGUGAACCAGACGUCAAGUGGGAAGACGAGUUUGGCGGUGUCUACCAGAAGCCGAGGAUGCAAAACUUUGACUUUGCCGGAGGCUACAAGUACGACCAUGUCUGGGACAUGGAAUUGGAGGCCAACUGGAAGGCGGUCAUUGAGAACUACAACGAGUGCUACCAUUGCCCAACGUCGCAUCCCUUGAUUGCGGGAGUGUCGGACUUGACGAAGUAUCAAGUUCAACCAAGUGGAGGAUGCCUGGAGCAUGAGAUCAUCAACAAGAAAGCCCAAGAUGAGGAUGAUGAGUUUCGGCGCUCGAUCACAUUCUUCUACCCAUCCACAUCAGUCACAAUCACCCAGAACUUCUUUUACAUCCAACGAAUGAUUCCAAUCAGUGCAACCAAGACUCGUAUUGAGAAUGAAGUGUACCGAUCUCACACUGCCACCGAUGCCGAGUUCACCGCCAUCAACGCAUUCUACAGACAGGUUCUGGAGGAAGAUCGAGAAUUGUGCAUCGGAGCGCAGGAGAACCUCAGCGCCGGCGUGUUCAUCAGCGGUGAGCUGCAUCCAGAAAAGGAGAGAGGCCCUAUCCACUUCCAAAACACUGUUCGAGAAGAAGUCAUGAAACACAGGCAAAGGGAACUAGAACAAGGGGGCAAAGAAAUCUGGCCAGCCACUCCGGACUUACUCGGAGACUUGGGCACGGGGAAGUUGAGCGAGGACGAAGCUUUCUGCUCGGAGCUUGAGAAAGCAAACUGCGGCGGACGUCAGGAGUUGGCUUGGUGA
Messenger RNA from Colletotrichum orchidophilum, 1242 nucleotides. Its product is annotated as Rieske domain-containing protein. Gene Ontology annotation, molecular function: iron ion binding; 2 iron, 2 sulfur cluster binding. The transcript is spliced from 3 exons. The record is from RefSeq and is a predicted model, not a curated record. Bases 1 to 1242 code for a protein of 413 amino acids. NCBI's taxonomy places the organism in Eukaryota, Fungi, Ascomycota, Sordariomycetes, Glomerellales, Glomerellaceae.